AUGGUGUUGCUGGACACUCAGUGGCUACUUAGCACUGGCUGGUUCAAGAAGGACAACGACCUUGCGCUGCGGAUGUACGAACGAAUUCCGACCACUUUCAACAGUCACUCUUUGCUCAAACUAAACCAGGUUAUAGCCUACAGUGAGCCUCGCUCAGAACGGCUCAAACAUGCGUACCUUCAGCGAGCUGUGCACGCAUACGCCAACCGUGAAGACUUCUACUGCAUGUACAACUUGUGGCAUUUGGAGGAAGUGGACGAGGUCGGUGGCCUGUUGAACCCUCUGUACCAAGAGUUGUACCAGGAAUUGAGCCGUGCCGCGCGUGAUCGACGGUCAGGAAUCAUCAAUCCUUCGCCGCAACAUGACGUUCAUUACCAGCACUGCUUCGCGAAUGUAUUGUGCAAAGAACUACCCGAGUGUGGCCGUUUUCUAACGCCACAGAGAAGAUGCAAUCGGGGCAGCACCGUUAUGUGUGAGCGGCCUUACGUUAGGCUGCUGGUGGCCGACCGGUACUUCCGAUGUCACUACUGCCUAGCACACGUGCCACUAGUGCUCAUUCCCUGUCCCACCUGCUCGUCCACCCUGUACUGCUCUAACACGUGCCGGAACCGCGCCUAUGACGAAUACCACGCGUUGGAGUGUGCCAUACUAGCUUGUCUUCGUAUUCAGUUUACCACUUUGGAGCAUCUCGCCGUACGGCUGACGUGUCGUGUCAUCAACAUGUUUGCCGGCCAACUUGAUCAACUCGAACCGUACGUACGCUCGUUGCUAGCGAGUUUCACACCAAGCUCGCACAGCACACUGUACGGAAGAGAUGCACCAGAAAGUCCCUGUAAGCAGUACGCUAGGAUAUAUCAUCUAGCCACGAAUCGUCGACAAAUCACCAGAGCGGCGCUUACGGAAAAUGGACUCCGCGCGGUCUCGUUGGCGAAGCUGCUUGUUGAACAGAACAAGCUGCCGGCCGGACUGCUGCCCAUCAUUGCUGAGCUCACUGUGCGACACAUGCACAUUGCCGCUGCCAAUGUGCUGCCGUUGCACCGUUCCAAUGCAAAUCCGGCAGUUGAAUCACAGAACAAAACGUCGACUCGGUACGCGCUGGUGCUGCUGACCACGGGAAGCAGGCUAAACCAUGCGUGUAGUUCUAAUUUAGCGUACCAGUUGACGCAGAAUGGAACGGUAAGCUUCUUAGCGAAGCACCACCUCUGCCCUGGGAUGCAGCUUACGAUUGAUUACAGAUCGAUCGAAGGUGACAACAGGUCCCAAUUUAAAUGCCAAUGUGCGAAAUGCGUAUGAUCAAAGACUGGAUUGCGGCUUGUUUCUUUCCUAUGUUCCUUAUCCUAUGUUCCUUUUUAUUUUUUAUCAUCAUAAUUGCCCGCGGGGCUAGAUAGUAUCCUGUGCCAAAUCGCCAGCAAAUCACCAGACGGCGUCGGCGUUCAAUUGUAUAUUUGAGCAUGCCUUGGGUCUCAUAAAGCGCGUUUGUCAUG
This is a messenger RNA of Anopheles gambiae (African malaria mosquito), 1484 nucleotides long. RefSeq names its product SET and MYND domain-containing protein 4-like. The record is from RefSeq and is a predicted model, not a curated record. The transcript has 2 exons. Bases 1 to 1293 code for a protein of 430 amino acids. NCBI's taxonomy places the organism in Eukaryota, Metazoa, Arthropoda, Insecta, Diptera, Culicidae.